AAAUAAAAAAUUAUUCCCCGCGGUUCGCGUCCACGUGAACACAUUUCAGCAAUGUGAUUCAUAAAGUUAUUAGAUAAAAAUAAAGUCAAAUCCGUGUUUUAUUUGUUCAAAAAUUAUAAAUUUAAUAAGAAACUGCUGCAACCCUAAAAUUUCAAUAAUAACUAAAUCAGACAGUUCAAACAGUGUUUGUGCGUUGGCAAUACGACGCGGUUCAGCAUGUGAGGUUAAAGCAGAUAAACAGAAAACAGCAAAACAAACUUUCAAGAUAAUUUAAAAACAGUGAUCAGCUUGAGAAGUGCAGCAUAGUUUACUGCAGCUUUCUUUAAAGACACUUUAUAACACGACAUUAUGGAUUCACGUAUGCUAAAUGUGUUUCACGAGGAUCCUUUCGAGGGGAACUUUGUUAAAUAUGAUCCAGAGCCAAAUUUCUGGUCAACCAGUGAUGAUUUACAGUUAACUGAUACACUCAAUGGGAUCCUGCCCAUUGAGCCGACAGAUGAAUCGUUGCUCAGCCAAAAUGAAGCCGAGCAGCAAUUGCAGAACAGAAAAAACUUGCUCAUCUACAGCGACUUUGUGGAGCAGCAGCUGAGCGAUGAUACCAAUAUGCUCAAUGGCCAGGUCUAUAGAGGCAUCACAGGCUGCGAUGCUGAGGCGGCCUUCGAGCAGCAGCGGCAGAUCAGCCUGCUAAUUAAUUCGGAUGACGAACACCUCGAUCCAGACGGUCGUGGGCUUGGGGACGAUGAUGUACAGAGCCAGUGCAGCAAUUCCACAUUUCGUACGCGCACCGACAGCUCUUCUAUAGGAGAUUAUGAGUCACACUCCAGUGACUACGAUGACGUCGAUGAGCGCCUGAUGCCCACAGAUGUAUUCGCAAUGAACCACGCGGAAAGUAAGCGACGUACCCUGAGCACAAAUACCGUUUGCUCUGAAGCGGAUGCCCUGGGUCUGAACAUUGAUGUGAAUAACUUUGAUUUGGCUGACUUUAUCACCAAAGAUGAUUUCGCCGAUACGAUUAAUUCGUUGCGUCCGCGGAACGUUCAACAUGUCACAGCUGUGCCCGUGGCACCAGAAACUCCUAUCAAAUUACAAACCGAAUUAGUCCAAGCUAAGAAUCCGCAAGUUCUUACAGCUGAGAGGCAAGCCGCAGCGCUGCCUGCUCCUGUGAUCAUAACAUCCAAGAGUCGUGACUCCGAUUACGAUUCGGACUCAAUCAUCGAUGUGGAGACUGUCGAUGUGAUUGAUGUGGAUGAGUCUCUGUGGGUGCGCAGUCAAAUGGACGCGCCCAUCGCCACUGAUGAUUUGUGCUAUGUGGACAAUGUUAAAGCCGAUCCGUCCUGGUGUCCCAAGCAAGCGCCUAAGCGUAUGAGUGGCGCAGAGCACAAAGCGGCGUCGGCUCAGAAUCAAAAUUCAGCCAAGGCAACGUGCGUUGUAGGCAAUCGUCCUACCCAAGCAGCUCCGACUUCACAGGCAGUCGCUAGCACAGCGAAGCCAAAGACCAGCCACAACAUUUGUUUGGUGCCUAACAAGAAACAAUGCGAUUUCCUGAAACGUAAAGUGGGCAACAAGGCGGCUGGCACAGUCGCGGCCAGCAAGUCCAAAGUGUCGGCUAAGAAAAUACAAGAGGCUACCAUCAAACCUUCCCCAACUGGGAGGCAGCAGCAGAACCAGCACCAGCAGCAGCAGCAACAGCAAGCUAUAACCAAACCAACGGAGACGGAGAAGAAAACAAUUAAUACUGGUUUGGGUCUGGGGGGCAAGAACUUGGCUUUGUUAAAGCAUGAGCGCGAUGCGGCCAAUACCUCCAUCAAUGCAGAGGCUGCAACGCCGGCGCCCAAGCGCAAACUCAAUUUAGAGGAGUACAAGAAGCGCCGCUGCGGUACAAUUGUUACAUCAUCCAAAACGGUGGCGGCGCCGGCUGCCAUGCCUGCCAAGCAAGUAAAAGUGGAGCCCGGCAAGGUGGUGCCACCAACAACACCUAUUCAGAAGGCGCAACAAUCGCCGCACAAAGCAGCCAUCAGCAACAUUAUCAACAGUCUGAAGCAUCCGCCAUGCGAGGCAGCAGUUCCAACAGAUCCCAUCACUGUGGCCAAGAACAAGGUGCUACGGAUGCUGGAGAUGAAGCGAGCACAGCAGCUGAAGAUUAUUGAUUCGCGGGUGUCUGCGAAGGUGCCCAGAGUGACGAAACUGCCGCCUCUCAAAGAUAUUGUUAAGGACACCUACUGCAUGGAGGCUGAGCCCGAGACGGACGCAGCGCCCACAACGCAAGCCGUGGCCAGCAGUAAGCUGCAGGCGGAUUAUGAAGAGAUUAUCAUUGUUUCGGUUAGCUGUAACACGGACAUUACGAUACCGCCGCAUCAGGCGAGUGUUGCGCUUAGAGACAACAAGACAACGACAGCCUCAUCGCGCUCAUUGUUGAAAUCCUCGGUUCUGCUGUACAACAUCUCCAAUGGCAAUGAUGCGUGCAAGGACAUGACCAACUCGCUGAUAGCCAGCAUACAGAGUGAGGUGGUUAAGCAAACGAAUUGCGAGGCACUGGCCACACCGACAGUAGCCACAGCGGAGGCUGCAGAUAAGAAUGGACAGCAUGGCGAGGAUAUGGUCAUCAUGCAUCUGCCCAAGAAUCGGGUCCGCAAGCGCAUGGUCAGCAUGGGUACACAGACUGAUCUGCAACCCGAAUUUCCAUUGUUGACAUUGCCGACGGCACGGCAAUCGCGUGAUCGAACGCGUCGCUCUUAUCGCAAACGUCACAUCGAAGGCUCUGCACCCAAUGAAACCAGCUGCAGCUCAUCCUCGUCCUCCACGUGCAGCAGCAUGGCCUCAUACCGCUCACGCUCCAACUCCAAUUCCACGGAACGCUUGCGGCAUUCGGAUGCAAUGGCAGCCUGUGGCAGCAGUAUUGGUGGUGGCGGCUACUCGUCGCGCAGCACACGUCGCCAUCGUAGCUCGGUGAGCUCCUCGUCCAAUUCGGAAGCUGGAAAAUACGAGCGCCAGCAGCGACAGCGUCGCACGAGUUACAAUAAACGCCGAUCGAAAAAUCAGACGCGCGACCGUUGCUCCACAUCGGGCUCUGAGUUCAGCGAUCGUGAUCGGAGUCGCAGUCCGCACAGACGUUCGCGUUCGCGCUCCACAUCAGCCACUCGCUAUGGUAGUGGCAACAACAACAACAACAAUAGGCGUGGCUAUGCCGAUCGCAAUGUAUCGCAGCCAGCUGUUGAGGAGCGUCGCAUUGUCUAUGUGGGUCGCAUUGAGGCGGACACCACCAAGGAGAUGUUACGCCGGAAAUUUUUGCCCUAUGGCAAUAUCAAACAAAUAACCAUACACUACAAGGAGAAUGGCAUGAAGUAUGGCUUUGUGACCUUUGAACGUGCGCAGGAUGCUUUCACGGCCAUUGACACGAGUGCCAGAGAUGCGCAAAUCAAUAUGUACGACAUUAGCUUUGGCGGACGGCGCGCAUUCUGUCGCGCCUCCUAUGCCGAUUUGGACAAUGCGGGUAUCAACAACUACCAUUCGUAUGUGUUCCCCACUGCAGCACCAGCUGCACCGCCGCAGGAGGAUUCGUUUGAAGCUCUGCUGUUGAAAGUUAAAGCAAAGUUAAAUGCAGGCAAACCAGCUGCAGGAACAGCACCACCACCAGCAGCUGCAACGGAAACCGCAGCUAUUGCCGCAGCGGAUGGCAGCAACAGCAACAAAGCUAACGAAUCGAUCAAUAGUUUGAUUUGACAGCUUUAUUGUAAUUUGCAAAUGGAUUUGGUUUUAUACUUAUGAUUGAACUAGCCACCAAUAUUUUGAGUUUCGACCCCGUAUCCAUCCCCAAAAUAUUCUUUGAUGUAGAUAUAUAUGUAUAGAGCAUGAAUUUCAACCGACGAAAGCCUGAUUAUCAUUCAUAAACACUUUCAUUAUUUAUUGUAAACUAGUUGACAAUAGCAUUGCAAACCAUAUGAAACUCGUGCCACUGCAGCCGAUCGGUGAACGGUUUCAACAAUCUACAGCGAAUUGAUAACAAAUAUGGAAAUUAUAAAUGGAAUUGUGAUAAAAAAAAAAUACAAAGUCAUUGAUUGCAUGUAAGUUAGCUGAAGCCACAGACCGCAAUUAAUGAUGUAAAAAAAAAAAAUAAAAAAAAAAAUAGAAAAAAGAAGGAGAAUAAUACAACAAUAGAUUGGAAAUU
Molecule: messenger RNA, 4165 nt
Organism: Drosophila arizonae
Lineage: Eukaryota; Metazoa; Arthropoda; Insecta; Diptera; Drosophilidae
Gene: srl
Product: PGC-1 family member spargel
Biological process (GO): positive regulation of transcription by RNA polymerase II
Cellular component (GO): nucleus
Molecular function (GO): RNA binding; transcription factor binding
Source: RefSeq, a predicted model, not a curated record